Phlebotomus argentipes is the source of this 2607-nucleotide messenger RNA. Its product is annotated as S1 RNA-binding domain-containing protein 1. The record is from RefSeq and is a predicted model, not a curated record. Gene Ontology annotation, biological process: DNA repair; translation. The transcript is spliced from 3 exons. Gene Ontology annotation, molecular function: DNA binding; mRNA binding; structural constituent of ribosome. The coding region runs from base 171 to 2597 and encodes 808 amino acids. Lineage: Eukaryota; Metazoa; Arthropoda; Insecta; Diptera; Psychodidae.
CCUGUUUGAGCGCAUAUAUUUGUGUCUCACUGUAGAUUUCGGUCGAAGUGUUCGUUAUUUUGAACUCGCGUGUGCGGCAAACUUCAUGUGAUUGAGAAAGUGAGGUUAUGUGAUUGUUGUGAUUUGGUGAGUUUCUCACGUGGAUUAUCUUUAAUUAUCACUCACAAUCGAUGCAAAAUACGCAUGAAAUCAUGUCGUUUGAGUUCAAUUAUGUACCAAAGAAGAGAAAGCCGGUGGAGGAAAUUGCAGAAACCUCAAGGAAACGUGUGAAAACGAAGAAAGAAACCACUGAGGAAGCGCCAAAGGAAGCCAUACGUUCUGCCGCAAAGAAGAAGCUGGUUCGAAACCCAUUUGCCACUGUGCGUCGCCCUGCUGCUGCUGACAAUGCAGAACUUCAAGCGGUCUGGACGAUUCCGGAGCUUCUGGCUGAAUUCGAGAACAUCUCACCGACCGUUGCUGAGAACAUUGUUCAGCUUUUCGAGCAGGACAACACGAUUCCCUUCAUCUGUCGCUACCGGAGACAUUUGGUGGAUAAUCUGGAGCCUGACAAGUUGCGUGAGAUCAAGUCGUCCAUUUAUAAGAUCAAUCAGCUGAGGACCAGAGUGACUUUGAUGGGGAAAACGCUGGAGAAGGAGAAAUUGCUGACCAGUGAUUUGCGGGAGACAAUUAGCAAGGUGAAGACCAUGGAGGAGCUGAACCACAUCUAUGAGUACUACAAGCCCGCCAGGAAGAAGUCUCUGGUGGAGAAGGCGACGAAUUUGGGGCUUUUGCCGGUGGCAAAUAUGCUUCUGUCCGGAGAUACGUUGGUCAAUUUCGCCAAUUAUGUCGACCCUUCCGAGAGCGCUCUGAGUUCAGUGGCUGAAGUUAAGGCUGGCGUGGCGAUUCUCAUCUCGAGCAUAAUCAUGAAGAAUGCCAAAUUGCUGGACUUCAUUCGGGAGAAGAGAAAGACUUCGAAGAUUGAAUUGCAAUCAAGUCAAGCCAAAGCGAAAGCUUCUGAUGGUCAAAACUCAGCAGAUCCCACAAAAUACGAGCUGUACUUCAACUUUAAAACGCUUGUGUCUCACAUUCGUCCACAUCAAGUUCUGGCCAUUAAUCGUGGCGAGAAGAACAAGAUCUUGAGUGUGAAGAUCAACAUUCCGAGUGAGAUGCAGAUUAGUCUUGUCAGAUUCAUCUUUGGACUGUAUCGUGGACAGCUGGAGUACAGAGAGAGGACUGAAUAUCUACAGAAAAUCAUCAAUGAUAUGUACACGAAGAAGAUUGUUCCUCUGGUCACUAAGGAAGUUCGCCAGGAGUUGAAUGACAUGGCUGAGAAGGCAUCAAUUGAGGUGUUCGCCAACAAUCUUCGACAGCUUCUGCUCAUGUGUCCCGUGAAGGGUGAGAGAAUUUUGGGAAUUGAUCCGGGUUUUUCUCACGGCUGCAAACUUGCCAUGAUUUCUGAGCAAGGCACUGUCUUGGAAACCGCUGUAAUCUAUCCGCACACCAAGAAGGAUGUCAGCACGGAUGCUGUCAGUAUUCUCCAUCAAAUGUUGACCAGACACAAGUGUCGUAUCGUCGCUCUGGGCAAUGGAACGGCUUGUCGGGAGACAGAAUCACUGCUGAUGGAUGUGAAGAUGCGCACACGGCUGGAUCUCACGUACUGCAUCACGAGUGAACAGGGUGCUUCUGUGUACUCUUGCAGUGAGAUUGCGAAGAAGGAGUUUCCGGAUCUCGAUGUGAAUCUCAUCAGUGCCGUGUCAAUUGCGCGCCGACUGAACAAUCCCUUGGCGGAGUUUGUCAAGGUGGAGCCCAAGCACUUGGGCGUUGGCAUGUAUCAGCACGAUGUGAAUGAGAAGCUCCUGGCGGAGUCUCUGCAGGAGAUCAUGAUGGAGUGCGUGAGUUUUGUGGGCGUGGACAUCAACACGGCCAGUGAAUUGCUUCUGCAAUCGGUGGCGGGAUUGACGCCAGCGCGGGCAAAAAACAUCAUUGAGUAUCGCCAGAAGAAUGGCUCUUUUGGCUCCAGAGAGGAGCUGAAGAAGGUGAAGCUGAUCGGGGAGAAGACCUUCACGCAGUGCGCCGGAUUCGUGAGGGUGGAGACGAAGACGGCGGGAAAGGUUGUUGAUCCGCUGGACGGAACUUGGGUGCAUCCGGAAAGCUACCACAUUGCUCGAGCCAUUAUCAAGAUUGUGUCGCUGGAGACGAAGGACAUUGGGAGGUUUCACUUCAUCCAGAAAGUGAAGGUGUUCUCCGAGGACACAGAGACGAUUCGGCGCCUGGCCGAAGGCAUGUCGAGCUCCGUUGAGUGCAUAAUGACUGUGUGUGAAGCACUGCAACGGAUGCCAUCGCAGGAUUACCGGGAUGAUCUCAACAAGAGGCCUCACUUCAAGAAAGGACUGACGAAGAUCAGUGAUCUCAAGCCUGAAACCAUUGCCACGGGAAGUAUCACGAAUGUCACGCAUUUUGGCUGCUUCGUGGAUUUGGGUGUGGAGAAGAAUGGACUGAUUCACACGAAAAACCUCCGAGGAUUGAAGCCAGGAAUCGGAGAUAGCGUGGAAGUGACAAUUGUGUCUGUGGACGAGACGCAGGGAAGGAUUCAACUUCGACUGGAGAAGAUUCUCUAAUCUCACAUUG